GGCGUGCGUGAUCUCGCAGCGCGAGGAAGAAGCGUCCGUGUCCGCGAGCGAGGACCGUAGCGAGUCACUCAUGCGAUCAUCAGCCCGAGCGAACCGGAGACAUGACGGCAGAGACGUUCAGAUCGUUAAGGUUGUGUCAGCGUCAUAUGUUUCUGUUACGGCGGUGUCCUCGGCUCAUAGGCCUCCAAGAACUCGAGCAGAAGUUCUUCUCCUCUCACAGAGUUGUGAAGAGUCACAGGAUCUUUAGGAAGCUGUUGGUUGGCGUUUCGGUGGGUGUGCCGCUCGGGGUCGGGGUGCAGUAUGCGGUCUCAGAGCCCAGAGAGAGGAGGAAGAUGAAGAUACUAGCUGAGGGAGUCGAGCGCUUCUGCAGGUCUCUCUAUGUCGGGCUUAUGAUAUCAGCAGAUUACUGGUGGACGUCCAACAUUGCUCUGAGAGACAUGGAUGAGAGCAGUCCAGAGUAUGAAGCGCUCAUGUCAGCGUGUCACCAGAGAGCAGCCGGCAGCAUGGUGGACGGGGCCAUACAGAACGGAGGCCUGUAUAUUAAGCUGGGACAGGGCCUGUGUGCGUUCAACCAUCUCCUACCUCCAGAGUACAUGCGCACCCUGCACGUGCUGGAGGAUAAAGCUCUCAACAGAAGAUACAAAGAGGUAGACGCUUUAUUCCAGGAGGACUUCAGCACUACUCCAGAUAAACUCUUCAGGACGUUUGACUAUGAGCCUGUGGCCGCUGCGAGUCUGGCCCAAGUACACAAGGCCGAACUGCAUGAUGGGACACCUGUGGCUGUGAAAGUGCAGUAUAUUGAUCUCAGGGAUCGAUUUGAUGGUGAUAUCAGGACUCUAGAGAUUUUGCUGGACAUCGUGAAAUUUAUGCACCCCAGCUUUGGUUUCCGCUGGGUCUUACAGGACUUGAAAGGAACGCUGGCCCAGGAGCUGGAUUUUGAGAAUGAAGGCAGGAAUUCUGAACGGUGUGCUGAAGAACUGAAGCAUUUUAAGUUUGUAGUUGUGCCCAAAGUAUUCUGGGACCUGACCAGCAAGAGGGUCCUUACAGCAGAGUUCUGUGCCGGGUGUAAAAUCAACAAUGUGGAGGAGAUUCAGCGUCAGGGACUGAGUCUGAAAGACACAGCUGAUAAACUCAUCGGCGUAUUCGCAGAGCAGAUCUUUUACACCGGCUUUAUUCACGCUGACCCUCAUCCUGGAAACGUGCUGGUCAGAAGAGGUCCAGAUAAUAAAGCUGAGCUGGUUCUGCUGGAUCAUGGGCUGUACGAAUACCUCAGUAAAAGUGACAGAGCGGCUCUGUGUCGGCUGUGGAGAUCCAUAAUCCUGCGCGAUAAAGCCGGCAUGAAGACAUACGCAAAUCAGCUCGGGGUCAAAGAAUACUUUCUCUUCAGUGAGAUGCUGCUGCAGCGGCCGAUCAACAUGUGGGAUCUGGGUCUGGGUAACAUCCUGACGCGAGAGGAGACGUCCUACAUGCGUGACAUGGCCAUGAACCGCUUUGAUAAGAUCAUGCAGGUGCUGAAGUCCAUGCCGCGGCCCAUGCUGCUGGUCUUCAGGAACAUCAACACCGUCCGCUGCAUCAACAUCACUCUGGGAGCUCCAGUCGACCGCUACUUCAUCAUGGCCAAGUGCGCUGUGCGGGGAUGGGGCAGAGCUCAGGCCGACGACACCAGGAUGCUGUCUAGACUGUCUGUCUUCCGCUGGGUCUGCUCCUUCUGGGAAAGCGUCAAGUUUGAAUUCGCUUUAAGGUCAGAGAUGGCGCUCAUGAGCGUCACCCGCUCUCUGCUCAAGCUGCUGUCUUACUGCAGUCUCAUCACGCUGGACCAGGACGUGUAUCAGUAUCUGAAAUGAAGCGUCUCGCACCUUGUUUCUGAGCUUCGAUCGUGUUAGUAUUCUUGCUGUCUACGGGAGGGUCCGAGAGCUCUCGGAAUGCAUCAAAAAUAUCUUAAUUUGUGUUCCGAAGAUGAACAAAGGUCU
Sinocyclocheilus rhinocerous is the source of this 1970-nucleotide messenger RNA. RefSeq lists its product as uncharacterized. The coding region runs from base 102 to 1844 and encodes 580 amino acids. The transcript is spliced from 16 exons. NCBI's taxonomy places the organism in Eukaryota, Metazoa, Chordata, Actinopteri, Cypriniformes, Cyprinidae. The record is from RefSeq and is a predicted model, not a curated record.